GGCUCGGGCCUGGCCGGCGGCGGCCGCGCUCGGCGACCGCGUUCGCACGGCUGGGGACUGCGGCGGGAUGGGGAUAGAGCUGUGCGAGCCCAGCUACCUCUACAACCUCCUCAACCAGUACCGGCGGGUUUCGCGGCUGGCGGAGCCCAACUACCUCUGCUUGCUGGACGCCCGCAGCCAGCGUGAGUACAACGAGAGCCACAUUGUGACAGCUCGCAGGAUACUCCAGAGUCCAACAGGGGAGUAUCUGGUACCAGAUUCAGAGGAGCUGAGGUGUGUCAGACACUGUGUGGUGUACGACUGUGAGACCAACUCCUUGGACUGCUGUGACUACGAGGAAGAGGAGGGAGAAAAAGCUGCUGAGGAAGGAGCUGCCCUCCGGCAUGCCCAGGGCCUGGACCAGUUCACACACCACCCUGUGCUGGUCCUGAGGGGAGGAUACCAAAGGUUCUCAGCUUCCUAUCAUUUCCUGAGGACUCAGAAGGUGCUGUGGAUGCCUCAGGAAUUAGACAACUUUCAGCCAUACCCUGUAGAAAUAUUGCCUGGGAAAUUAUAUCUGGGCAAUUUCAAGCAGGCCUGUGACCAACAAAUCCUGAAGGAUCUGAAGAUCAAAGCACAAGUCAACAUCUCUGAACAGCCUGCAGCACUCUCUGCAGAAGGUGGCAGAUACCUCCAGGUAGCUGUUCCAGAUUCACUCGAAGCAGAUCUCCUUUCCUCCUUCGCCAGCAUUUGUCACUUCAUAGAUGCUCAGCAGGAGGGUGGAGCAGUGCUGCUGUUCUCCAGCCUGGGCAUCAGCCGGAGCAGCGCCGCGGCCAUGGCCUAUCUGAUGCACUCCUGCCAGUUCUCCCUGAAGCGAGCUUGGAACCAUGUUCUGAAAUGCAAAAGCAAUGUGAGACCUCACCGGGGCUUUGUGGAGCAGCUCUCAGCCUGGGAGACCCAAAUCUACGGGACCAGGGUCACAGAUGUCUCUGAACCCAACUACUGACAGCCAGGACAGCAGCCAGGACAGCAGCCAGGACAGCAGCCAGCCAGGAGAGCAGCCAGCCGAGCAGCCAGCCGAGCAGCCAGGACAGCAGCCAGCAAAGCAGCCAGACGAGCAGCCAGGACAGCAGCCAGCCGAGCAGCCAGCAAAGCAGCCAGGACAGCAACCAGCCCAGCAGCCAGCAAAGCAGCCAGGACAGCAGCCAGCCAAGCAGUCAGCUGA
This is a messenger RNA of Pogoniulus pusillus (Red-fronted tinkerbird), 1204 nucleotides long. RefSeq names its product serine/threonine/tyrosine interacting like 1 (gene STYXL1). Gene Ontology annotation, cellular component: mitochondrion. Gene Ontology annotation, biological process: protein dephosphorylation; negative regulation of cytoplasmic stress granule assembly; positive regulation of intrinsic apoptotic signaling pathway. Bases 68 to 985 code for a protein of 305 amino acids. The record is from RefSeq and is a predicted model, not a curated record. NCBI's taxonomy places the organism in Eukaryota, Metazoa, Chordata, Aves, Piciformes, Lybiidae. The transcript has 8 exons. Gene Ontology annotation, molecular function: pseudophosphatase activity; protein tyrosine/serine/threonine phosphatase activity; protein phosphatase binding.